Molecule: messenger RNA, 1320 nt
Organism: Didymodactylos carnosus
Lineage: Eukaryota; Metazoa; Rotifera; Eurotatoria; Philodinida; Philodinidae
Source: the annotation of a GenBank genome assembly
AUGAAUCCCACUGAUCAAGCUCGAAAAGAAGCACGUAAACGUGAACUUAAAAAGAAUAAAAAACAACGUAUGCUUGUACGUCAAGCGGUAUUGAAAGGAAAAGAUCCAAAGCAUUUGAUACAAGAAAUGGAACAUAUUGAUCGAAUGGAAUAUGAUCCUGUCAAUCCUCCACCAUAUAAUAUCAAAGUGUUACAGGAAAAACGUAAAAAAAUUCGUGAUACAUGGGAUCGUGUAUUAAGAUUAUAUUCGAAAGAAGAGCCACAUCAAGCUACUCAAAUGGUUUCAAUGCAAGCCGAGUAUGAGAAAACACGCGCACAACUAAUAUCAUGGUUUGAAUCUGUGAAAGAAACACAACGUGUUCUUGUUGAUGAAAUACCGUUGCCCGAGCUUCCAGCAGAUUCGACAAGUAAUAUCCCAAUGCCUGGAGAAAUUCCAUUACCGAAUCAAUUCGAUAACCAACAACAACCACCACGAAGUAUUUUAAAGCACAAACAAUCUGACACUACUGAUCAACCACAACAAAUUAUCAUCAAUCGAAAGCCUCCUGGUCCUCCCCCAGGCAUACCACCACUUCUGAGUGAUAAUGAAGACGAUGAUGAUAUUGAAAAUAAUGAAGCAUUAACAAAUUCGUCAACAUCGAAUGAAAGAAGACGUAUUCGAUUUGUUGAUCCACCACCAAGUAGUAAACGAAAAGAAAAUGAAAGUGAUGCAUAUGAAUUGGAAAACUUAGAAUUUCCUUCAAUAUCAUCUUCAAGUCAACCUUACACUUCGACCACAGCAAACACGUCGAAAUUAGUGUUUCCAAUACCACCGUUUCCUCCACCCCCAGGAAUGCGAUUACCGCCACCACCGCCUCCUUAUUUUCCUCCUGGACAUGUACCCCCAGGUAUACGUUUGCCGACAAGACCAUUUCCUCCAGGCAUGCAACAGCCCCCUAAACUUGCUCGACAGCAGCAUUCUUCUACUUCAUCGUCAUCAAAUCAACCAAAUGUGUUCAGUGCUCCGCCAAGUUUGAUUAAUAAACCAACUACCUCAACUUCGACGAUAUCAGCAGCAACUCCAUCAUCUACUAAAAAUCAUAUGACCAUUGAAGCAAAACCAGUUAUCAGAGCUCGACAGGAAGUAACAAAGUUUGUUCCAACAGUGUUAAAAGUAAAACGACCUGGUAAGAAACAGGUUGAUCCACCUAAAACGCCUUAUGAUAAUUCAAUGGUGAUGAAAGCAAGAAUGGCCAAUGCAGCGAUGGUUGGACAUCUAACUAUUGGAUCAACAGAUGAUGCGUACGAUACAUUUAUGAAAGAAAUAUCUCAACUAGGAUAA